This is a messenger RNA of Musa acuminata subsp. malaccensis (wild Malaysian banana), 1395 nucleotides long. RefSeq names its product serine/threonine-protein kinase 54. Lineage: Eukaryota; Viridiplantae; Streptophyta; Magnoliopsida; Zingiberales; Musaceae. Gene Ontology annotation, biological process: protein phosphorylation. Gene Ontology annotation, molecular function: protein serine/threonine kinase activity; ATP binding. The record is from RefSeq and is a predicted model, not a curated record. Gene Ontology annotation, cellular component: plasma membrane.
GGGAGGGUAGAGAGAUGAAGGAAGGGGGCGGAGAUGGGUUCGUGAGGGCGGACCAGAUCGAUCUGAAGAGGUUGGACGAGCAGCUGGAGCGGCACCUCAGCCGACCGAGGACGAUUGAGAAGAGGAAGGAGGAGGAGAGGCAGAGGGAGGAGUGGGAGAUCGACCCCUCGAAGCUGGUUAUCAAGGGGGUCAUCGCCAGGGGCACCUUCGGCACGGUCCACCGUGGAGUCUACGACGGCCAGGACGUCGCCGUGAAGUUGCUUGACUGGGGCGAAGAGGGAAACAGAACAGAAGCUGAAAUCUCUGCACUUCGAGCAGCGUUCUCUCAGGAAGUCUCGGUUUGGCAUAAGCUUGAUCAUCCUAAUGUAACUAAGUUUAUUGGGGCUGCCAUUGGGGCAGCAGACCUGAACAUACAAACAGAAAAUGGUCAUCUCGGCAUGCCGAGCAAUGUUUGCUGUGUUGUUGUCGAAUAUCUUCCUGGUGGUGCACUGAAAUCAUUUCUUAUAAAACACCACAGGAGAAAGCUAGCUUUCAAGGUAGUCGUCCAAAUGGCUUUGGAUCUUGGGAGAGGGUUAAGUUAUCUUCAUUCCCAAAAGAUUGUGCACAGAGAUGUGAAGACAGAAAAUAUGCUUCUAGAUAGGACAGGAACAGUAAAAAUUGCUGACUUUGGUGUUGCUCGUAUUGAGGCUCAAAAUCCUAAUGACAUGACGGGUGAGACAGGAACCCUUGGUUACAUGGCACCCGAGGUCCUCAACGGCAACCCUUAUAAUAGAAAAUGUGAUGUUUAUAGCUUUGGGAUCUGCCUGUGGGAGAUAUACUGUUGUGACAUGCCGUAUCCUGACCUUAGCUUUUCCGAGAUAACAUCUGCCGUUGUGCGGCAGAACUUGAGACCAGAGAUCCCACGAUGCUGCCCAAGCUCUCUGGCAAAUGUGAUGAAAGUCUGCUGGGAUGCAAACCCUGACAAACGACCUGAGAUGGAUGAGGCAGUGACCAUGUUGGAGGCUAUCGAUACAUCAAAGGGUGGAGGUAUGAUUCCUCCUGAUCAGCAACAAGGAUGUUUCGGGUGUUUCCGCAAGCACCGAGGCCCUUGAUAAGCUAAAUUCCCUCAAACUAACAUGGCAAGAUGAUUGUUCCAAGGAUAUAUAAACGUCGAAGAGAUGGAGAGCAUGUGCACAAUCACAGGCAUCGAUGCGGAGCUGAAAUAUUAUGGCAAUGCAUCCGGAGUAUGUUCUACAUGCUUGUCUCUAUUUAUGUGAUGAUGUAAAAACAUUCAUCUUCAUGUGUAUUCCUUGGCUUCACUCUUGUACUCUGGUAUGACCUACACAUUUAUGUUCUGUUCUGUUGUUGCCUUAUCAUCUCCUGUGAACAUGAAUAAGCAAAGGUUGCAUCUUGAUA